Messenger RNA from Hydra vulgaris (swiftwater hydra), 492 nucleotides. RefSeq lists its product as uncharacterized. The record is from RefSeq and is a predicted model, not a curated record. NCBI's taxonomy places the organism in Eukaryota, Metazoa, Cnidaria, Hydrozoa, Anthoathecata, Hydridae.
AUGUCUAAGCAAAUUAGACAGCUGUUUUCAAUUAUUUCAACCCUUUGUGAACCUGACAACCCUUUGCAUCUUUGGAAUACAUACAAAGCUAUUAUGAUGGAGGGCUUCAUUCAUCGCCAAGUUCCAUUUAUAUUAGCUGAACAAACUACUCUUCAUCAAAUCGAAAAGAUUAUUAUUCAAAAUGGUAAAAUGCUAUCUGAUUAUAAUUUGCCUGUUAUUGAUGAAUUCAUAGAUUUUAAUCUAGAAAAUUUAAAUAAUAAUGUUCAGCAAUCAAUUAACGAAGCUAAUAUAAUGAGACCGCUUCUCAAUGUCAAUCAAUUAUAUGUAAGCAAUGCUGUCCUUACUGCAUUGAACAAGCAACUAAGUGUAGAAAAUCAACAUUCCAGAUUGUUUUUUAUGGAUGGACCAGCCGGUAGUGGCAAAACUUUUACAUAUAUUUAUUUGAUUGCUGAAACGAGCAGUAAGGGUGUUAAACCUGCUACAGCUGCAUGA